AUACAAAUUAUUUAUUUUUUUAGAUAUGAUCCUAAAUUGGCGAUGCGAAAUAAUCAUGGGGGGCAUGAUAAUAUCAAGGAGUCUAGUGAGCACAUGAAAAGAACAUAUGCAAUGUUCCAAGAUGUCCAUGUUAUGAUCUUUAUUGGGUUUGGAUUUCUCAUGACGUUCCUGAAAAAGUAUGGUCUGUCAGCUGUUUCCUUGAAUAUGUUAUGUUCAGUUCUCUCUAUACAGUGGUCAAUCCUCGUUCAAGGGUUCUUCCAUCCUCACUGCGAGGAUCCUCAUAUUCCAUGGGAUGAUUGUCCUUCCAGCUGGGGCUGGGUAGAUAUCAACGUAAUGACUCUACUCAAUGCAGAUUUUGCCACAGCUGCUGUUCUGAUUUCCUUUGGAGUUGUGAUUGGAACAACAACCCCGCUUCAGCUUCUUAUAAUGGUCUUUUUAGAGAUUGUUGUGUUUAACAUAAACGAGUAUGUUGGUCGAGGUGAAAUUAUGACUGUAGAUGCUGGAGAUACAAUCUUCGUUCAUAUGUUCGGAGCAUACUUUGGUCUAGCAGCAUCCAGAGUACUAUACAGUAAAAAGCAUGCUGACAGUGAGAAUGCUGGCGCUAACAAUAUAUCUGAUCUAUUCUCUAUGAUUGGAACUAUUUUCCUCUGGAUGUUUUGGCCCAGUUUCAACGCUGGGGCUGCAGCUGAGGGGGACGCACAAGCAAGAUGCGUAAUCAACACUUACCUCUCUCUCUGCGCAUGCGUGAUGUCCGCUUUUGCACUUUCCUCCUUCUUGGCUCCUGACCGGAAGUUUGUUAUGGAACACAUACAGAAUGCUACUUUAGCAGGUGGAGUUGCUGUUGGAGCCACAGCAGAUAUGGUGAUUACACCUCUUGGAGCAAUCGUCAUUGGAUUUGCAGCAGGGCUCAUCUCAACCUGGGGAUUCCAUUAUGCAACGCCGUUCCUGUCCUCUAAGUGGAAAAUAAACGAUACUUGUGGUGUAAACAACCUUCAUGGAAUGCCUUCUCUUCUAGGAGGAAUGCUGUCCGUAUUAUUGGCGGGUAUAGCAAACAGGGAUAUGUUAAUUAGUCUGAAUGAGAUAUUUCCAAUGCACCCGGAGAAAGGGUCAGGCUGGCAGGCUGGGGUGCAAAUGUCUGGAAUUGUCGUUACUUUACUCUUUGCUAUCGUUGGUGGAACAAUUACAGGAUUUGUGAUGAAGAAGGUUGGCGAGGUUACGAGAAACAAUGAUACAACUGUUCAUCAUACUCAUAACGGUAGUAUGACUACUGCUACUGUAGUCAAGUCUAAGACUGCAAUACCCCAAGAACUGCUCUACGAUGACAAUGCAUUCUUCCUAGUUCACCAGUUUGAAGUUUAAUUAUGUAAAUAUAUACAUAGUUGAUGAUAUACAGCUAAUAUUCUUCCAAUCAAAUUCAAUAAAUCUAUCUCGUAAAUGUA
Molecule: messenger RNA, 1439 nt
Organism: Eurytemora carolleeae
Lineage: Eukaryota; Metazoa; Arthropoda; Copepoda; Calanoida; Temoridae
Product: ammonium transporter Rh type B-A
Exons: 13
Coding region: 43-1359 (438 amino acids)
Biological process (GO): ammonium homeostasis; ammonium transmembrane transport
Cellular component (GO): plasma membrane
Molecular function (GO): ammonium channel activity
Source: RefSeq, a predicted model, not a curated record